AUGUUUGCUGCUUCCGAGGUCGUGCAGUGCGGCAUCCAAGUGGAUGUCAUCGUCUACAACUCAGCCCUCACCGCCUGUGGCCGUGCGAGCGAGUGGCAACGGGCCCUGGAGCUUCUACGGAGCGUCGAUGCUGGCGGCCUUCUGCCGACAGUCGUUACAUUCGGUGCGGCCAUCAGCGCCACGGAGAGGGCCGCAAAGUGGCCAGAAGCUCUGCUGCUGUUGGAGGACUUGGGGCGGAGGGGCUUGCAGCCGAACGUGAUUCUAUGCAGUUCCGCAGUCAGUGCCUGUGAGAAGGCUGCUGAGUGGCAGCAAGCCUUAGGCUUGCUCGUGGAGAUGCAAGCUUUAGAGGUGCAGGCCAACAUCAUCACUUGCAAUUCUGCAAUUAGCGCAUGCGGUGCAUCUUCCGAGUGGCGACAGAGUCUGCAUCUGCUCGAAGAACUGGAUGCCAUGAGCAUGCAAGCAGACAUCAUUUCCUUUAAUGCAGCUAUAUCUGCCUGCGAAUCUGCCGGUGCUUGGGACGCUGGCUUGGCUGUCCUCCAGAGCCUUUCCUCCAGGGACCUGCAGAUGGAUCUGAUCACCUGGAACACAGCAAUCAGCGCCUGUGAGAAGGCAGGAAAGUGGCCAGAAGCGCUGCAGCUCCUAGCUGGUCUGGGCGAAAGCUCCUACGAACCCGAUGAGAUCACCUACAACGCGGCAAUCAGCGCCUGUGAGAAGGCUGCUGAGUGGAAGCUGGCCCUUCAGUUGCUCCUGGAGGUUCAGCACGGACCUUUGAGGCCUUCUGUUGUCACCUUCAGUGCUGCGAUCAGUGCCUGUGAGAAAGCCGGCAUGUGGCGACAAGUGCUGGUGUUGCUGUCAAGCCUCGCCAACGAGGGCCUGCAGCCAAGCUUGAUCACCAUGAAUGCUGCGAUCAGUGCCUGUGAAAAGGCAGCUGAAUGGAGGAAAGCCGUGUUACUGUUGAGCCAGCUGCGAGCUGCCAAGCAAGUGCCAGACAUCAUUACAUACAGUGCAUUAGUCAGUGCCUGUGAGAAGGCCAGCCGAUGGCAGCAUGCAGUUGUGCUGCUUACAGAGUUCUCCGCCACUGGCGGGCAACCGAAUCUGAUCACAUACAGCUCGGCCAUUUGUGCCUGCGAGCAUGCAGCUGAAUGGCGGCAAGCUUUCGUCCUCAUGGCUGCGGCAGCGAACAGCAGCAUCGAACUUGACGCAAUUACCUACGGUCAUGCCAUCUCUGCCUGUGAGCAUGCAGGACAGCCAGAGCCGACUCUGCACUUGUUGGGGGCCUUUGAUGGGAUCCUGGCCGAGAGCUUGGAUCCGACCUUGCUGUUGGGAUUGGAAAAUCCGCGGUAUUGA
Molecule: messenger RNA, 1347 nt
Organism: Symbiodinium sp. CCMP2592
Lineage: Eukaryota; Dinophyceae; Suessiales; Symbiodiniaceae
Source: the annotation of a GenBank genome assembly